AUGGACUUUGUGAUCCUCUUCGGCCUGUAUCUCGGCCUGGUGCUGCUCAGCGUGGCGGUCUGCAUCUCCUCCCGACGGGAGCAAAGCUUCUCUUGGAGGCUCAUCAGGGGCACAACGCAAGUGUUCUCCUAUGUGAUUCCAGCUCCAGUUCACAGAGCAGGUCAAAAGGCAAUUCAUGGACUCUUCCACACACGAAAUUCUUUCUUUGUGGUCUUGCACUUGGUCUUAGAAGGGCUGGUUUAUGGCGAGUAUACCUGGGAAGUGUUCGGCUACUGCCAAGAGCUGCAGUUCAGCAGGCUUGUCCUCCUUCUUCCUUACCUCCUGUUGGCUGUGAAUACAGCUUUCUUCAUCCUCUGCUCCAAAAGUAAUCCAGGUAUCAUCACCAAAGCCAACCAGCUUCUCUUUCUUCACGCGUAUGCAUACGACGGUCUGAUGUUUCAACAAGAUGCUGAAUGCCCUACCUGUGCCGUGAGAAAACCCGCCAGAUCCAGGCAUUGCGGCGUAUGCCGUGGCUGCGUACAUCGCUUUGAUCACCAUUGUGUUUGGGUCAACAACUGUAUUGGAGCCUUCAACAUCCGGUUCUUCCUUUGCUACCUGCUCACUUUGAUCUCCAUGGCAGCUUCUAUUGCAGCUCUAACAGCCGGCUUCCUCAUCCAGGUGGUCCUUUUGUCAAAUCUUACGUUGGGAUAUUAUACUGAUGACCAAGGUCAAGAACAUUCAGUUGACACCUUCUUUCUUAUUCAGCAUCUUUUCUUGACCUUUCCUAGAAUUGUAUUCGUGCUGGGCUUUGUCAUCCUUCUGUUGGUUAUACUGGGCUCCUAUUUCUGCUUCAUCCUGUAUCUCGUACUGACCAACCAGACGAGCAACGAAUGGCUUAAAUCAGCAAGAUAUACACACUCAUACUCAGAGCAAAACAGCAGACAGGAAGGCUAUCAAAAUAUUUACUCCAAAGGAGUCUGGGCCAAUCUGGCAGAAAUUGUGACGCCUCUGACAAGUCCUGCAAAGAAAAGGAAGUGAAUCCCUCAACAUACACACCCGUGGACCCGGCAAAACAGUUUGCACCUUACAAACUUACCUUCUGUAGAAUGAAUUUUUAUUCUGUCUACUAACUAAAUGAUGAAUACUCAGAAGUGGGAAAUGAGUUAACAUAUUAGAAGAUUGUUAAUGUGAGCACCGAGUGCUAUUCUUUGCACUUUUU
Protobothrops mucrosquamatus (brown spotted pit viper) is the source of this 1198-nucleotide messenger RNA. It is a transcript of the gene ZDHHC4, whose product is annotated as zinc finger DHHC-type containing 4. Gene Ontology annotation, cellular component: endoplasmic reticulum; Golgi apparatus. Lineage: Eukaryota; Metazoa; Chordata; Lepidosauria; Squamata; Viperidae. The transcript has 6 exons. Gene Ontology annotation, molecular function: protein-cysteine S-palmitoyltransferase activity. Gene Ontology annotation, biological process: peptidyl-L-cysteine S-palmitoylation; protein targeting to membrane. The coding region runs from base 1 to 1017 and encodes 338 amino acids. The record is from RefSeq and is a predicted model, not a curated record.